Aspergillus alliaceus is the source of this 589-nucleotide messenger RNA. RefSeq names its product CSL family zinc fnger-containing protein (gene dph3). The record is from RefSeq and is a predicted model, not a curated record. The transcript has 2 exons. Gene Ontology annotation, biological process: protein histidyl modification to diphthamide. NCBI's taxonomy places the organism in Eukaryota, Fungi, Ascomycota, Eurotiomycetes, Eurotiales, Aspergillaceae. Gene Ontology annotation, molecular function: metal ion binding. Bases 93 to 347 code for a protein of 84 amino acids.
AAAGUUUUCCGCCGAUAAGAUUCAUUAAUCUAUACACGGAUUGAAUCUCCAAGAUCCACGCCACCUCAAUUCAAACAUACCAACUCUUUAAAAUGGCCGACGAAGCGCUUUCCAUCUACGAUGAAAUUGAAAUCGAAGACAUGACCUUCGACCCCAUCCUCCAGAUCUACCAUUUCCCCUGCCCAUGCGGCGACCGAUUCGAGAUCGCGAUCGAUGACCUUCGCGACGGAGAGGAAAUCGCCGUUUGCCCCAGCUGCAGCCUGAUGAUUCGUGUCAUCUUCGAUGUUGACGACCUUCCUAAGGACGAUAACCAGCAAGGCUCUGGCGCUGUUGCAGUCCAGGCCUAAAUUGUUCAAAGGGGUAUGCCAAUGAGAAUGACAGGGACUAUAAAUUGAUACCGGGGAUAUGACCGUGGCUCAUGCGUCAUUUUACACAACUCGAGGAAUCUUAGCUACUCGUUCGUGGACUGGAAGAAAAGUAUAGAAGCUCGGUCUUCACUACGGGACCGCUCGAUGUCGGAGGCACAACACAGCUCGGAUGCCCGUACUCGCGCUAGUGGAGAGUAGCAUCGUGCUGAUUGCAAGACUGA